This is a messenger RNA of Microdochium trichocladiopsis, 2164 nucleotides long. Its product is annotated as mitochondrial matrix Mmp37-domain-containing protein. Lineage: Eukaryota; Fungi; Ascomycota; Sordariomycetes; Xylariales; Microdochiaceae. The record is from RefSeq and is a predicted model, not a curated record. Gene Ontology annotation, biological process: cardiolipin biosynthetic process; CDP-diacylglycerol biosynthetic process. The coding region runs from base 235 to 1791 and encodes 518 amino acids. Gene Ontology annotation, cellular component: mitochondrion. The transcript has a single exon. Gene Ontology annotation, molecular function: phosphatidate cytidylyltransferase activity.
CACGCCUUUCCCACCUUUUCCCUCAUUGCACCACAACACGCCAGCCUCGCUCUAUCCCAGGGCAGUACCGGCAUCCCCAUGGACCGGCAUCUCUCGUAGCCAUUGUGCCCGGCAGCUUCCUGCUGCAGCUCCAUCGAAAACCCCCCGUAGCUCAAGCGAUUCAGCUUACGAACCCACGCUUGCGAAAGCAAACACAGCAGAACCCGCUCGGCCAGCCACAUCAAUUGACUCACAAUGGCAUCGCGAUGGGCGACACCCGCGAGGGUUGCCCGCCGGAGCAUCCGGACCACCAGAUUCUCUCCUGCUGUGCGACACCCGUACAUCUUACUCAACUCUCCCACCUCGACCGAGACCUCCCUACUUUCAAUACGCCUGUACUCUUCAAGUACGAGCUCCCAGCCAAACUCGACAGCUCCAAAGGGCAAUACUGCCAGCAAAAAAUCCGAUGAAAAGACGAGUGCUGCGUCUGGCAGUUCGGCCAGGGGCCCGAGCCCGUCGACAACGUCUGAAUCAACAGAUACAUACUGGGAGGACGAGCCGAACUACGACAUAGAAAAGUUUACCGAGCUCCCCUACACGAACUUUGGGGUCAAUCAGCACAUGAUCAUUGAUAGAGAGUUCAAGGAGGUCAUGCGCCAGCUCUUGUGGAAAUUCAGAGCACCGAUUCGUUACGCAUUUGCCUAUGGCUCAGGCGUCUUCCCACAGUCCAAGAACAACACCGCCACCGAGGCCGACAUCCGGGCAAUCCAUCCGAAAGCUCCUGCGGCAGUCGUCAAGGCGCAGACUGGCGGCCCCAAGAUGAUUGACUUCAUCUUUGGCGUUGGCCACACACAGCACUGGCACUCUCUGAACAUGAGACAGUAUCCAGAUCACUACUCGGCACUUGGCUCACUGGGCUCAGGAGCGGUUUCGCACGUCCAGGACAAGUGGGGUGCCGGCGUCUACUUCCAUCCGUACAUUACGGUCGAGGGAGUCAUGAUCAAAUAUGGAGUAGUGAAUAUCGACACCCUGUGCAGAGACCUCAGCGAGUGGGACACGCUGUAUCUUGCUGGUCGCCUUCACAAGCCUGUCAAGAUCCUGCGCGACAACCCGAGAGUGCGGCUUGCUAAUCAGGUCAACUUGAUCUCUGCCCUGCGAACAGCACUGUUGAUGUUGCCAGAGUCGUUCACAGAGCAGCAGCUAUACGCCACUAUCGCCAGUAUCAGUUACUUGGGCGAUGUGCGCAUGGCGUUCCCCACCGAGGACCCCAGAAAAGUCGCCAAUAUUGUCAACAACAAUAUGGUCAACUUCCGCCGUCUAUACGUGCCACUGAUCGAGUCCCUGCCGAAUGCGAGGUUCAUGGACCCGAGGUGCAGCAACCCGGACUGGAUUUUCGAUGGCGAUGCGACGGUCAGUCUGCAGCAAGAUAUGGAUCCGUUCAGGCGAGGCAACAUGGUUCGCCGCCUUCCGAAAUCGUUCCGCUCAAAGUUGUAUUUCGAGUACCAGAAGAAAUUCCAGAUACCUCAGCUCGAGUUCAACAAGAUGAUGGAGGAGAGCAACGACGACGACAUUGGCUCAUUCAAAAAACAGCAGGGCGGCGGUUUUGAACAGCGCAUUGCCCAAGAUUCCCCCGAAGAGUUGCGAAACACCAUUAGGGGGGUCAUCAAAAAGACUAUUGGUUGGCCGAGCACCAGCCAGUCGAUCAAGGCCAUCCUGACAGCAGGUGUCAGCAGGAGCAUGAGGUAUCUGGGCGAAAAGAUGGCCAAGUACAAAAAGGGUAGCAGCUCAUCUGCGGAAGAAAAGAAGGAGUGAGCUGCGAAUGACUGCAGACAAUAGGCACCGUCGCUCAUGAGCAUCCCACCCCAAGCAAACCCGCCCACAUAUGCUUAAAGUGCACGAAGAGACGCGAUGUUUCGACCCAAACAUGACCACAACCGCCAUAUCACAGCGCGUGCCCGGGCCUGCACUUACAUUCUCAUGCGGAGAGAAUAAGCAAACGCAUGCCCAGGCGGUGAUGAUGGAGUACAGCAAUCCAAAAGCACAAAAUGUAGAAUAGCCAUGUGUGUGAAUAUAGCUAAAUCGACCAGCAUCUUUGUCGAGGGGGUUCGAAUGCAUGACGAGCUGUCAAAGUCAAUCGCCUGCUUAAAGCUAGUUUGCUGGGGAAGCGGGUCGAGCCGAGUCGGCA